Molecule: messenger RNA, 2834 nt
Organism: Panicum hallii
Lineage: Eukaryota; Viridiplantae; Streptophyta; Magnoliopsida; Poales; Poaceae
Product: pentatricopeptide repeat-containing protein At4g21065-like
Exons: 1
Coding region: 42-1967 (641 amino acids)
Biological process (GO): RNA modification
Molecular function (GO): protein binding; RNA binding; zinc ion binding
Source: RefSeq, a predicted model, not a curated record
UCGAGCAAGCAACCAUCGCCUGCCGCCGGCGCAGCCGGACGAUGCUGCCCUCCGUCCUCUCAAAAUCAACAACCUCGCCGUCUCCCGCUCACCUCCACCGCCUCCUCCCCGCCUCUUCCUACCACACGACCACCCCUCUCCGACUGGCACCCAUUAGCGCACCCUCUCCACUUCCACUUCCACCUCCAGCCCAAAGCCCCUCCUUCCUUUCCCCGUGUCCAUCUCCUUCGCACAACCACUACGCCACCACCCUCCGAUCCUGCGUCCUCUCCAGAGCCGUCCGGCCCGGCCGGCAGCUCCACGCCAGACUCCUGGUCUCCGGCCUCGGCCUAGACACCGCCCUCGCCACCAGGCUUGUCGACCUCUACGCCUCCUGCGGCCAUGUGUCCCACGCGCGGCGCCUGUUCGACGGAAUGCACCAGCAGCGGAACGUCUUCCUGUGGAACGUCCUCAUCCGUUCCUACGCGCGGGACGGGCCCCACGAGGCGGCCAUCGAGAUGUACCGCGCGAUGCUGGCCCAUGGCGGCGUGGAGCCGGAUAACUUCACGUACCCGCCGGUGCUCAAGGCGUGCGCCACGCUUCUGGACCUGGGCGCCGGGCGGGAGGUGCACGAGCGCGUGGCGCACACACAGUGGGCCGCAGAUGUGUUCGUGCGCGCAGGGAUCAUCGACAUGUACGCUAAGUGCGGGUGCGUGGACGAGGCUCGCGCUGUGUUCGACGGGACCACGGUGAGGGACGCCGUGCUGUGGAACUCAAUGAUCGCGGCAUGUGGGCAGAACGGGCGACCGGCGGAGGCGCUUGCUCUUUGCCGUGAUAUGGCAGCAGAAGGCGUUGGGCCAACAAUUGCUACUCUGGUCAGCGCGAUAUCUGCUGCAGCUGAUGCGGCAGCCCUGCCCAGAGGGAGGGAGCUGCAUGGGUACGGUUGGAGGAGAGCGUUCGGGUUACAGGACAAGCUGAAGACUUCCCUUCUGGACAUGUAUGCCAAGAGCGGUUUGGUCAGGGUGGCACGUGUUGUCUUUGAGCAGCUUGUGCACAGAGAUCUUAUUUCCUGGAAUUCCAUGAUCUGUGGAUACGGGAUGCACGGCCAUGCUGAUGAAGCACUUGCACUAUUUAGCAAGAUGAGGAGUGUAGGUCAAGUGAUGCCUGACAAUAUCACUUUUGUUGGGGUUCUAUCCGCUUGUAACCAUGGAGGGAUGGUAAAUGAAGCGAAAGAAUUCUUCGAUCUGAUGGUGAAUGUGUAUUCCAUCAAGCCGACAGUGCAGCAUUACACUUGCCUUGUAGAUGUCCUUGGUCACUCUGGUAAAUUCAAAGAAGCUCUCGAUCUCAUCAAUGGGAUGUUGGUGGAACCAGAUUCAGGGAUAUGGGGUGCACUGCUAAAUGGUUGUAAGAUCCACAAAAAUGUUGAGCUAGCUGAAUUAGCCCUGCAGAAAUUGAUUGAACUGGAGCCUGAAGAUGCUGGUAAUUAUGUGCUUUUAUCAAAUAUAUAUGCGCAGUCUGGGGAAUGGGAACAAGCUGCAAGGAUGAGGAAGCUGAUGACUGGUAGAGGCUUGAAGAAGAUAAUUGCUUGUAGCUGGAUCGAAUUGAAAGGAAAAUCUCACGGGUUUCUUGUUGGUGAUGCUUCUCAUCCUAGAUCAGAUGAAAUAUAUGAAGAGUUGGAGAGAUUGGAAGGUCUCAUAAGUCAAGCUGGCUAUGUGCCUGACACCGCACCAGUUUUCCAUAAUGUGGAAGAUGAUGAAAAGCGGAACAUGGUAAGGGGCCACAGCGAGAGGUUGGCUAUUGCAUUUGGACUCAUUAGCACACCCCCUGGGACAAAGCUGCUUGUGACAAAAAAUCUUCGAGUUUGUGAGGACUGUCAUGUUGUCAUCAAGUUGAUUUCACAAAUUGUGCAGCGUGAAAUUAUCAUAAGAGAUGUUAACCGCUACCAUCACUUUGUAAAUGGUGAAUGCUCCUGCAAAGACCAUUGGUAACUUACACAAGCAAGAGGCUUGUUGAACACUAACAGGAGUCACAUCUGACUAUCUAUCUUCCAUGGCACAAGGUAAAAAUCUCAGAAGAGGAUAAACCUAUUUGAAACAAGACUGGUGAGCCAACUUUAAUAUUCUCGAGAACAAUAAGGUAUAAUUUUCAUUAUCCAUUCAAGCAAUGUAUUGUGUGGGAUGCAUGGUGGGUUUGUAAACAUUCUACUAUAGUGCUGCUCAUUAGAUGGCUUGGAAAUAGCUUUAUGCAUUAGCCAAUUUACAUUCCUUUUCCUAUGGAACUUUAAGUCUCAUCUUACAUACAUAUAAUGAGAGCUGAAGCUCAUACCGCCAGACUAGCACACGCCUCUGCAUGUAUUGCCUGUUGGCCAAGCAGGUAUGCCGUUAAGUCCUCUCUUGGGACACUCCCUCAGUCAUGCCUUCCAGUCUAGCACCUUUGAAAAUUUAGCUGAGUGGUGGGAAGCAGUUCAGCCAGAAAUCCGUAAAGAACAGUGCCGCACUUUUAAUGGAUCGGCCAUAUAUAUCAUGAGGAAUAUUUGGAAAGAACGCAGUUGGUGCAUUUUCCAGAAUGCUAGCCUGACAACUCUUCAGGUCACCGCUCACAAAGAAGGACAUCGAUCAGAGAAGAAGGGCUUUUGCGUUGUGAGCGAGUCAAUUGAGCCAUUUGAUUCCGCUAGGGGAUACUCUCGCUAUGUAAUCUCCCCUUUGUGGUUGCCCGCGGUGUCCCGUCAUUUGUACUUUAAGCUGAUACAUCUUUCCUCUUAAUUGAAUAGCAGAGCUCCCACCUUUUUCAUUAAAAAGAAAGCUGCCAGACAAUGUAUUUUUUCAUGAAUGCACCCCACAUUUUUACAAGGUUGA